AUGUCUACCAGAACGGAAAUGGUGGAGAACAGUUCAGCCUUCGAUGGCGCAGAAACAAGUGCAGGGCUAAGGCAUCGUCUGACGAGAAAGUCAUACUCACAGUCGUCAACCGAGGAGUUGCUCGUGGAGAAAUUGGAUCAUUUUCUCUCUUCGAUAGAGUCAAGGUUGGACAACUUUGAACAAUUUUUUAAGUUCCGUUCGGACGAGUUUACCGAGAAGACCACCAGCUCUGCCAGCUUGGAUGUAGGAUACUCCAGAUCCAGAAGCAACAGCAGUGCUAGCUUGAGUUCUAUCAAAUCAUUUUCCGUCAAUUACCUCAACCAAAUACACCAGAGAUUGAAUGUGAUCAAGGAUUCAGUGCUACAAACUUCGAUUACAAACUUGGACUACUUGUACAAUACCUUAGACGACCAAUACAACUAUUUAUUCAAUUCGUCGUUAUCCGAUCUCGACCACGAGGUGACCGAAACCACCACCACCCAAAAGGAAGAGUCCCACAAGGAGGAGCUUUUGUCCCAGAAAAUCAUAACAACCAUACAAUACUUCGACGAGAAGCUACUCCAGAUCGAUGAUUUCAUCAAGGAUAACAAACCAGCUGCCAAGGAAGAUUACGACCAAGAUGCUGCGUUCAACCAUUUGAGCUACUUUAAUUUCAACAAGGCAUUAAAGAAUGCCGAACACUCAUAUUUGCAUUACUACGAACUUCCUCUUAGUUGGAGAGAGAACAAGUACAUUAUCCAGGGGUACCGUUUCUCAUUGAAGCAUUCGACCAUGCUUCGCUCCAUCUUUCAUUUUAACCACAAUGAAACCAUGAAUAUUUGGACUCAUCUACUUGGGUUCUUUGCAUUAUUGUAUUUAUUGCUCGUCCAUUACCCAAGCACUCAAGUCUAUGCCCAGAAUACCACCAGAGAUAAUUUGGCGAUUUAUGGCUUCUUUGCGGCUGCCAUGAAUUGUUUGGUGAGUUCUGUCGUAUGGCACACAUACUCAUGUUUUGCCAAUUUCACCACUAGAUCAAGAUGUGCGUGUGUUGAUUACACCGGAAUAACUGUGUUGAUCACCUUCUCAGUGAUCUCCGCGGAAUAUUGUUCUCUUUACAAGCACCCAAUGUUGCUUAACUUUUAUGUGCUAUUUUCUGCCUUGUGUGGGUCGACUGGGUUUUUAUUUAAUUGGUCACCUUACUUCGACAAACCAGAGUGUCGUUCGCUCAGAAUCGGAUUCUUCAUGGGUCUUGCGUUCAUGGGUGUGACUACUUCCUUUUGUAUGUGGUUCUACGAGGGGUUCGUGGUCACUAUCAUGUUCUUUUUGCCCAUGGUGUACAAGAGUUUCGUGUGGUACUGGCUUGGUGUUGUGUUUUAUGGAGGCUUGAUCCCAGAAAGGUGGAGAUAUGAUGUGAUCAUUGACGAUGAGCACAACUGCCACGGAGACUACAGCACCAAGGACGUCAUCAUGGACCGGGUGGACCGGAGCGGAGAGGAAGAGAAAGAGGAAAUCGAGCACGAAUUAGAGGAAGAAACUGCCAACGAUGAGGACAAGUUGAAGGCCAUCAUCAAGAAGCACUUCCCCGACAAGCCCACCAUGACUCCGUACUACCGGGACUUUUUCUCGUUGUGGUGGGUGGACUACUUCUUGUCCAGCCACAACAUCUGGCACAUGUGUGUUGUCGGGGGUAUUGUUGGUCACUACUUCAGCAUCUUGGAUAUGUACGAGACGAUGAGAACAUUAUGA
This is a messenger RNA of Suhomyces tanzawaensis NRRL Y-17324, 1725 nucleotides long. RefSeq lists its product as uncharacterized. Gene Ontology annotation, molecular function: signaling receptor activity. NCBI's taxonomy places the organism in Eukaryota, Fungi, Ascomycota, Pichiomycetes, Serinales, Debaryomycetaceae. The record is from RefSeq and is a predicted model, not a curated record. The transcript has a single exon. Gene Ontology annotation, cellular component: membrane. Bases 1 to 1725 code for a protein of 574 amino acids.